Spea bombifrons (plains spadefoot toad) is the source of this 4302-nucleotide messenger RNA. It is a transcript of the gene HFM1, whose product is annotated as helicase for meiosis 1. Bases 10 to 4302 code for a protein of 1430 amino acids. The record is from RefSeq and is a predicted model, not a curated record. The transcript is spliced from 36 exons. Gene Ontology annotation, molecular function: nucleic acid binding; ATP binding. Lineage: Eukaryota; Metazoa; Chordata; Amphibia; Anura; Pelobatidae.
UUACUAAAUAUGGAGGAAUCUGAUGAAGGUGGAUUUUCGCUCACGGGUUUGUUCUUUGAAGGACCAACUGCAGAUAAAGUAUCAGGAGAUCAGACACUUAAAGGUUGGCUUCAUGCGCAAGCUCCUUGCAUUGCAGAAAUUCCACCUACUCAAGAUCUUCAAGAUGAACUAAAAAGUGCAAAAUCAACAGCAAUGCUAAUGAAACCAAAAAAGUUUAUCCCUCCAUUUAAGAAAACAAAUGCUGAAAACCAGUCUCCAGUGACAUAUGCCUCCCAAUGUGAAAUUAAUUUGAGCACAGACACAGGAAAUACAAGUUCAGGGAAAGUGUCAUUAGCAUUUCCCUUGUGUUCACAUGUUGAUGAUGAGGUUCAAAAUACGGAUUCUCAACAGAUUUCGUUACAAAGCAAAUUACAGGCAACCAAAAAUGACAAUACAAGCAAGUUCAAAAAAAGCUUGUUUAAAAAAUACAAUUAUGCAAAUGAAGACGGACUUGUAGCAACAGAAAACACUAUUUCUUCUGUCCCUGGGAAUCACAUAGAAACAGAUGGAAACUUACUGCAAAUAAACCACGACGUGAACUAUUCUCAAACUUCUGAGCUCUAUAUUCAAAAGGAUGGUGGUGGUUCUCUUCAGUUUGGUGCUACAGAUAAAGAAACAUUUCCCUUUCCCACAUCUUUAACAGUUCUUAGUACAAAAGAUGAGCCAAAAUAUGGAAUUUUAAGGCCCGUCACAGAAAUUCGUAUCCUUUUCUUCCACCCCAAUGCAAUGGGAAUCCUGGCAUCUAAACAAUUUAGGAAUAUCUUCAAAGAAUUUCCUUAUUUUAAUUAUAUACAAUCUAAAGCCAUAGAUGAUCUUCUUUACACAGAUAAAAACUUCGUAAUUUGUGCUCCAACCGGAUCUGGGAAGACAGUGAUAUUUGAACUAGCAAUUACUAGAUUAUUAAUGGAAGCACCAAUGCCUUGGAUGAAUAUAAAAAUUGUAUACAUGGCACCCAUCAAAGCUUUAUGCAGUCAACGAUUUGAUGAAUGGAAAGAAAAAUUUGGACCUAUUGGGCUUACUUGCAAAGAGCUCACUGGAGACACUCAGAUGGAUGAUCUUUUUGAGAUUCAGCAUGCCCAGAUUAUCGUUACAACACCUGAAAAAUGGGAUAGCAUGACUAGAAAAUGGAGAGAUAAUUCUUUGGUUCAGCUUGUCCGCCUCUUUCUUAUUGAUGAGGUGCACACAUUAAAGGAUGAAAGCAGAGGAGCCACACUUGAAGUUGUAGUCAGUAGAAUGAAAACAAUGCAGUCUUCACUUUCACGCAUUACCAGAGAAUCGGACAUACCAGUUCCUAUGCGAUUUGUGUCGGUUUCAGCAACAAUUCCCAAUGCUGAAGAUAUUGCAGAAUGGCUGUCAGAUGGAAAACAUCCUGCUGUUUGUAUGAAAAUGGAUGAAACUCACAGACCUGUCAAACUUCGCAAAGUAGUACUGGGCUUUCCUUGUAGCAGUAACCAAACGGAAUUCAAAUUUGACCUGACUCUUAACUACAAAGUGGCUGGGGUUAUACAGACUUACUCAGAACAGAAGCCAACUCUUGUAUUCUGUGCCACAAGGAAAGGAGUGCAACAGGGAGCCACUGUCCUUGCAAAAGAUGCUAAAUUUAUCAUGAACAUCGAACAUAAGCAGAGGCUUCAGAAGUCUGCUAAUGCAAUAAAAGAUGCAAAGCUCAGAGAUCUUAUGUUAUAUGGGAUUGGAUACCACCAUGCUGGAGUUGAUGUAUCUGACAGAAAAAUAAUUGAAGCGGCAUUCAGAGAAGGAGAUCUACCUGUACUUUUCACUACCAGUACUUUGGCUAUGGGAGUAAACCUACCAGCUCACUUAGUUGUCAUAAAGUCAACAAUGCAUUAUGCUUCAGGAAUGUUCCAGGAAUAUAAUGAAACAGAUAUUCUGCAAAUGAUAGGGAGAGCAGGAAGACCUCAGUUUGACACCACAGCUACAGCAGUUAUCAUGACAAGGCUAAACACAAGGGAAAAGUAUGUGCACAUGCUAGAUGGAGCAGACACAAUAGAAAGCAGUCUGCAUAGACAUCUAGUGGAGCAUCUGAAUGCAGAAAUAACACUGCAUACUGUCACAGAUGUUAAUAUUGCUUUGGAGUGGAUCCGAUCUACUUUUCUGUACAUCAGGGCUCUAAAAAACCCCACUCAUUAUGGUUUUCCAGAAGGAUUAGAUAAAAUGGGAAUUGAAGCAAAGUUGCAAGAGCUUUGUUUAAAAAAUCUAAAUGAUUUAUCUUCCGUGGGUCUGAUUAAAAUGGACGAAGAAGUCAAUUUUAAGCCAACAGAAACAGGGAAGCUGAUGGCAUCAUACUACAUUGCCUUUGACACAGCAAAAUUAUUUCAUACAAUUAGUGGAACUGAGACACUCUCAGAAAUGGUUGCAGUGUUAUCAGCGUGCAAAGAAUUUGCAGAUGUACAGCUGAGAACCAAUGAAAAAAAAAUAUUGAACACUUUGAAUAAAGACAAAAACAGAGUAACCAUUAGGUACCCGAUGGAAGGGAAAAUAAAAUCAAGAGAAAUGAAAGUGAAUUGUCUCAUCCAAGCGCAACUUGGGUGUAUUCCUGUUCAAGACUUUUCACUGACGCAAGAUAUGGCAAAGAUUUUCAGGCAUGGUGUAAGAGUGACAAAAUGUUUAUCUGAGUUUUUAGCAUUACAAGAAGGGAAGUUUGUCGCAUUUUUGAAUGCAACAAUCCUUGGAAAGUGCUUCAGAUGCAAACUAUGGGAAAACUCAUCAUAUGUAUCCAAGCAACUUGAAAAAAUUGGUGUUACAUUGUCAAAUGCUAUGGUAAAUACCGGACUCACAACAUUUAAGAAGAUUGAAGAUACCAAUGGAAGAGAACUUGAACUGAUUGUUAAUAGGCACCCUCCAUUUGGAAAUCAAAUAAAAGAAUCAGUAAUGUAUCUCCCAAAGUAUGAACUUGGAUUUGAACAGUUGGCACGGUAUGGUCCAACUAUGGCAGAAAUUGUUAUCACCGUUCUAUUAAAGAACUUUGAGCAAUUACAGAGGAAAAGAACUGCCCCGGAUUCACACCAUGUAACACUUAUUAUUGGAGAUGCAGAUAACAAGGUCAUUUUUAAGCAGAAGAUUAAUGAUUCUGCUCUUUUAAAAACUGGAACCUGGACAAGAAAAAUUGAAAUCAAAAGAGCUUCCAAAUCAGAGGACCUUAGUGUAAACCUAAUCAGCUCAGAAUAUGUUGGGCUUGAUAUUCAACAAAACUUCAACGUUUUUUACCUUGGACCAAGAUUUGCUACAGAGAUGGAAGAUCAACACAAAUCUAGAAGUGCACUUUCUGAUGCAAGCAGCCAAAACGCUAGAACUGGAUCUUGUGGCACCCAAGCAGCAAUAAAAAACAGGAUGAGAGAAUGCAAUCAUCAUUGUCGAAACAAAGAUGCCUGUGGACACGAUUGCUGUAAAACUGGAGUCACUCAAAAGGCUGACAUUAAGACAAAUUCAAACUUUGCUUCAUACCUCACUGAUCUGAGGAUUCGAAAUUCAGUUUCAUCAGCUCCACCAGUAAAGAGACUAAAGAUGCAAAUGGAGAGUGAGAACAAUAUAAUGAAUCUACAGACAUUUGUCUACACACCAAAAGCUUCAAUCACAGCAUCAUUAUGGUCUCCAGAAGUGAAAACCCUUGCACAAUCUUCAUUGCACCCAGACAAUGCUAACAAUGUUAAUAGCAUCAACAGUUAUCCACAUCCACCACAAGAUGGUGCAAGAACUACAAUAAACUCUACGAUGAGUAACCUCACUGAUGCAGACAAAAGGAGCUCUUGGUCUGAAAAGAAUUUGAGUGUGACAUUUGAUUUAGGAAAUGAGGUCUGGGAUGAUUUUGAUGAUGACAACUUGCUAGAUGCUAGCAAUGUUUCAAAUGAGGCAACUGCUAUAGCUCUGCCACUGGAUGUUGUGGGACUGCCAGAUGCCACGUCCAAGGCUCUGGGCUUUGCUGCCUCCCUGCACCCAACAAUAGGGGACAUAGGGAACAGUGGGGCCUCAGGGGCUCUGUGGCCUCUAGGUCACUGGAAAAUGGUCCUGAAACUGAAGGAGGUAAAUGACCACACCUCAGACCUCGACAUAAAUACCUUCAGUUCUGGGAGGUAUUCAAAGCAUGGAGACCCAAAGACAUCCUCUCUUGAUUUGUCAAGAACUGUAACAUUGAUAGAGAUGAGAGACAACAGGGAGCCCUCACACCCGCGGAAAGCACGUGGAAACCUUCCUCUUAAGAUUGUGCCAAAUCAUCAGAUCACUAAGAUCCUCAAUCUAUAUGGCUAA